Molecule: messenger RNA, 1257 nt
Organism: Saccharomyces mikatae IFO 1815
Lineage: Eukaryota; Fungi; Ascomycota; Saccharomycetes; Saccharomycetales; Saccharomycetaceae
Product: 3'-5'-exodeoxyribonuclease
Exons: 1
Coding region: 1-1257 (418 amino acids)
Cellular component (GO): cytosol
Molecular function (GO): 3'-5'-DNA exonuclease activity
Source: RefSeq, a predicted model, not a curated record
AUGUGGUGUCGCUUAUUAAAAUUCUCGAACGAAAGUAGUGUUAGGCUCUGGAGACCAAUUUGGACGCAAUAUCGAAACAUGACGUCAAUAUCCACGGAUUCUCAGCUGAAAUAUUAUGAUAUUGGAUUGAAUCUGACAGAUCCCAUGUUCCAAGGUGUCUACAAUGGUAAGCAAUAUCAUGCAGCAGAUGUUAGAAAAGUUUUAGAGCGUGCUGCUCAGAGAAAUGUGAAAGUCGCCCUUGUUACAGGUUCAUCCAUAGUAGAGUCUCAAAGCGCUAUUGAGCUGAUCGACAGCAUUGAAGGUCGCAGUGCUUUAAAGUUGUAUCAUACAAUAGGUGUUCACCCAUGCUGCGUUAACGAAUUUGCAGAUGCUGGUCAAGAAGACAAGCCUAGUGCUUCCAUUGAUAGUCCUUCCAUGGACGAAACGUAUAAUGAGUCGCUACAUGGUAAAGUUAUUAGCGAUCCAUCUUUUGCACAGGCUAAACUAAAAGAACUUUUUCAGUUGAUGGAUCAACAAUCGAGAAAACACGUUGGAAGCUUUAGGUCAAUUGGGGAAAUCGGGCUGGAUUACGAUAGAUUUCACUAUAGCUCCAAAGAUAUGCAGAUGCUGUUUUUCGAAGAGCAACUGAAAAUAAGUUGUUUGAACGACAAGCUUAGUAGAUAUCCGCUAUUUCUGCACAUGAGGAGUGCGUGUGAUGAUUUCAUCCAAAUCCUGCAAAAAUUCAUCACCGGGUUUACUGAUGAGAAGGAUAUUUUUAAAUUACAACAGUUAGGUUCAUCUUCUCCAAGCGGGUUUUACAAAUUUCAUUCAGACAAGAAACUAGUGGUACAUUCGUUCACUGGCUCUAUGAUAGAUCUGCAAAAAAUACUAAACUUAUCCCCUAAUAUCUUUAUAGGAAUCAAUGGUUGUUCCUUAAGAAGUGAGGAAAAUAUAGCUGUUGUAAAGCAGAUACCGAUUCAAAGGUUACUACUAGAGACAGAUGCCCCAUGGUGUGAGAUUAAAAGAACGCAUGAAUCCUUCCAGUAUUUGGCCAAUCACCAGAAGAUUAAGGACUUCGAGUAUCCUGCGUUCAAGUCUGUCAAAAAAAAUAAGCUCGCUGACAAGUUAGAUGCCGAUGAACUUUAUAUGGUGAAAGGCCGUAAUGAACCUUGUAACAUGGAACAAGUAGCAAUUGUAGUAUCAGAAGUUAAGGGCGUAGAUCUCGCAAUGUUAGUGGAUGCUACAUGGAAGACAACUUGUGAGAUAUUUGGCGAGUAG